AUGGACCACCACGGCUCCUCUCUUCUGGAGAAUCCAUACAUCCCUUAUCACUGUAUGGACUGCUAUCUCUCGAGCACAUGUUUAGGUUCGAUCUCAAUGGGAAAAUAA
Molecule: messenger RNA, 108 nt
Organism: Linum tenue
Lineage: Eukaryota; Viridiplantae; Streptophyta; Magnoliopsida; Malpighiales; Linaceae
Source: the annotation of a GenBank genome assembly